Closterium sp. Naga37s-1 is the source of this 2598-nucleotide messenger RNA. Lineage: Eukaryota; Viridiplantae; Streptophyta; Zygnematophyceae; Desmidiales; Closteriaceae. The record is from the annotation of a GenBank genome assembly.
AUGGCUGCGGCAUCCGCCGUGCUGCUGUGUGAGGUACCGCUGAGCACCGUCAGCGCGCCGGGCAGCGCGGAGACAGAGCGCGCCGAGCUCCGCGACCUCAUGUCGUCGCCCGCUCGCCCACCGUUCGACUCCUCUCCGCGUGUCGGCGCGGACAAUCCGCCUGCAUUGCGCGUGCCGUGCGCGCAGGAGCGGCAGGAGGCGCAGGAGCGUCUGGAGGCGUUGUGGCAGGAGGUAGAGGAGAGCGACAGCACGCGCAGCCUGCGGUCGCCCAGCGAUGCGUCGCCCGCUGCGACCUCGUCGCCCCGCCGCCAUGCCAGCGGUAGCUUCACCAAUCGACGCGUUCGCUCGCUGUGGUCGGCGGGGUCGCCGCUCUCGUCGCCGCAGCACACGCGCAGCGCGCGUCCACAACGCGCCAGUGGUCGGCUGCGGCCGUGCCCUUCUCCUUCUCCUUCUCACCGCUCCACCCCUCCGCGCUCCCUGCGGACGCCCAAGCCGCCGCAGCGUCGGUGGCGCGCGCUGUAUCGGCGACGAGCGCCGAGGCGCCGGGUAUUCUGGAGAGCCGCACCUUCGACCCAAUCGCGUCGCCCCCUCGCCGCCGCCCCGCCAGCGUCGCUCUCCGACGCGCGCAGGUCAGCGGAAGCGGAGGUUGUGGGUGGCGGUAGGAGCAGCCCGUUGCGGGGCGGCGGAUGGCGCAAGACCGCGGUGGGCGGCUGGCGCAGCGAGGGCGGAAGAGAGCCGACAGUGACCGCUGAGAUGGGGGAGGGCGCGGGGGAGAGGGCGAGUGGCAGGGGAGGAGGACAAGGGCCCGCAGCAGAGCGCACAGCAGCAGGCGCUCAAAGUGCUGCACCAGCGAUGCCCGCCCCUGUCGCCCUCCACCUCCCCACUCGCCUCCCCCAUACCCUCCCCGACCGCCUCUUCUACCGACCCCCGCAGCAACAAGCAUCCGCCAAGUCGCUCACUGAGGUCGCCGCGCUCCCCCUGUGCCGCAGCAGCAGCAGCCGCGUCGCCGCGGUCGCAGGUGGUGGUGGUGCGGAGCUUUGUGGAGCACCGCAGGCGAGUGGCGGAGGCGGAACAGAGAGAGGCGGCGGAGCUGGGGGAGGUGGCGGCGGCAGGGCGCGCGGACCCGGGGAACGGGGGGCAGGAGGGCAGGCGGGGAGGCGUGAGUUGGAAUGGGGCAGUGCAGAGCUUGGACGCGGCGGUAGCAGCAGGGGGUGCAGUGGGGGAGGCAGAAAGGGGUUCAGGGAUCCAGCAGGGGAGCGGCAGGGUCGCGGAAAGGUUGGCGCCUGCCAUGGCGGGCACAGAGGGCGUGCAGUUCGGGGAAGAGCGGAUGGACGCGGGCAUGACACAGGCAGGCAUCGUGGGCGAUCCACAGUGCAGGGGCGGAGGGCACAUGCCGGUGUGGUGAGGGCGAGCAGGUGCGCGUUGCAGGCGACGGUGGGAGGUGGCAGUCCGCCAGCGAGCAGUGCGGGUGGGGAGAGGGGCAGGUGGGCACGGGGAGCGAGGCAGGGAGGAGGAGCAGGUCAGAGCGGUUUUAAGUGCGAGGCAGCAGCAGCGAGCGCAGUGGCUGCAGCAGCAGGAGUGGCAAGAGCAGGAGGGGAGGCAGCGAAGCAGAUCCAAGGAAGGUGCCACGGUGCAGUGGGCGCCCCUCCCCACCACCACCCACCUCCCCCCCCGUUCCCCGCCAAGCUUCCGCCCCUCCCCGCCCCGUGCUUCCCCUCCAUUCCGAUGGGGCCCUCUUCCCCCACCGCCCUCUCACGGCAACGCCCUGCCCUGCGCCCAGAGACCUCUACCCUGCAUCCCAGCAGGCGUGGCUCACAGCGGAUGCUGGGCACGGCAGGGCACAGGCAGGAGGAGGAGGCGAGGCAGGAGAGGCGGGGCGAGUGGGGCCAUGCUUAUGAUGCACGCGGCGCGCACGCCAUGUCUGCCAGCUUCCACAGCCGCUCCUCUCCGCCGUCCAAGCCACCUCAAAGCCCCCGACCUGCUCUGAGCCCCAAGCCACGCUCACACGCACCGCGCAGCUCUCCCCUCCCACCCCCUCCGCUCCAACCCCGUGGUCCCUCCACUCUCUCUCGCCCCGCCCCUCGCCCCUUGCCACUCGCAUCACAGCCCCCUCAACAGCCCCCUGGGCAGUCCUUUGAGCAGCCCGCGCGGUGCUGUGAGUCGCAGCAACUCAGCACGCACCCGACCGACCCUGCCAAGUCCCCACUCCCAGCUGUCACCCGCGUAGCAACCACAUGCCGCCCGCCCGCUGUGUUCUCUUCCCUAUUGGGAACUGUGAGCCGCAGCAGACAGCGCGUGGCAGUGAGGGCGUGGCACCCGCUGCUGCCAGUGGGCAGCAGCCACGGCACGGCAUGCAAGCCCUCGGGCGCCCAGCAGCCCUGCUCCCUCUCCCAGCCCACGCGCACAGGGCAGGCAUGCACUUCAGCAGCUGCCAUGCUGCCGUUGGCCCUACCACGGGAGGCAGAGCUGGGGUUGGGCAGAGUGGCAGUGGGGCAAGAAGUGGUGCGAUGGUUGGGGCAGCGGAUGAUGGCAGCGGUGGUGGUGGGCAGCAGGCUGGGGGGCGUCAUGGUGGGAGUGGGGCAGUGGAGCGGAGUGUGA